This is a messenger RNA of Saprolegnia diclina VS20, 460 nucleotides long. RefSeq lists its product as hypothetical. The record is from RefSeq and is a predicted model, not a curated record. NCBI's taxonomy places the organism in Eukaryota, Oomycota, Saprolegniomycetes, Saprolegniales, Saprolegniaceae. The transcript has a single exon. The coding region runs from base 96 to 329 and encodes 77 amino acids.
CCGCUGCAAGCACACGUAUUCAAUUCACUAGUACCAGAUUAUGGGGUCCCUCGAAUCUCGGUGCGCAAAAACGAACUCCAUCCUCACUUUUCAAAAUGCCCAUCGACACGAUUCUCCCCACGCCAGCGCACACGAGCAACGUUAACAAUACGCCCGCCAUGUUCAACUAUGGUGAUCAAGAUGCGCUCCUCCCCGACAUUGACUCGUACAUGAACGACUUUACAUUCGACGUCGACACGGAUGUGGUCGACGUGAACGCGCUGGCAAUGUUUCUUGUCGGCCUCGAGUACCUCAAGAGCAUUUUUCUAAGCUCGGCGAACACCGCGUAGUCAUCCCCGGAGCAAACACACUGAGCCCCGCGCCUGUACAAUACCCAAAACAGCAACCCUUACGUGAGCCCAGCUCUAGGCCUCCAUUAAUUAUGUAUUGAUAAUAUAUGCGCUAAUGUAGCAUACACAAA